GGACCUAAUGUGAUGAUGGGGCACACUUUGCUGGGAUUAUUCUUGCUCACAACACUGUUCUCUGGAAAUGCAGAAGAACUCAACGUGAAGGCCACUCUAAGAGCAGACAGAACAACCAUACCAGCAGGGGGCAGUGUGACACUGACCUGUGAUCUGAAGGACCUUACUGACUUAGUUUAUCAGUGGUUCAGAGAAACCUCAUCUGGAAACAAGUCCACAAUAGAGGAUCAGUUUGCUAGAGGGAUCAGUAUCUCUAAAGGAGGCAUCUACACCUGUAGAGGAUGGAAAAAAAACACAGAUUUAAUCACAACAGAAAGUGAUCCCGUCACUAUUCAUGAAACUGCAAGUAAACCCAGAGUCACACUGACAGCACACAGUUCAAUCCUACCAGCAGGGGGCAGUGUGACACUGAGCUGCUCUGUGGAGGGCUCUGCUGGCUGGAAGUUUGACUGGUUCAGACGUGAUUCACAGUUUUCUGGAGCUCAGAAAAUAGGAGCUGGAACAUCAGAGCACACUAUCAGUAUUUCAGAAGGAGGCAUCUAUUACUGCAGAGGAGGGAGAGGAGAUCCAGUUUUCUCCACAGAGGACAGUGCUCCAGUUACAAUUCAGAAACAAGUUUUGGCUGCUGUGAAACUGCAGCACAGCUGGUCUCAGAUAUUCACUGGUGAGACAGUCACUCUCAGAUGUGAGAUUCAGGGAGGUGAAGGAAAGGUGUGGAAAUAUGAAUGGACAGCACCCAACACAAACAGCCCUCCAACAUCCAGUGAAUACAGGAUCAGCAGAGUUUCAGUGUCCCACAGUGGAGACUACAGAUGUCGGGGUAGCAGUGACUAUCUCUUAACAGGAUGGAGUGAUGCCUUCACACUGACAGUUUCAUCAGGUAAACCCAGAGCCACACUGACAGCACAAAGUUCAAUCCUACCAGCAGGGGGCAGUGUGACACUGAGCUGCUCUGUGGAGGGCUCUGCUGGCUGGAAGUUUGACUGGUUCAGACGUGAUUCACAGUUUUCUGGAGCUCAGAAAAUAGGAGCUGGAACAUCAGAGCACACUAUCAGUAUUUCAGAAGGAGGCAUCUAUUACUGCAGAGGAGGGAGAGGAGAUCCAGUUUUCUCCACAGAGGACAGUGCUCCAGUUACAAUUCAGAAACAAGUUUUGGCUGCUGUGAAACUGCAGCACAGCUGGUCUCAGAUAUUCACUGGUGAGACAAUCACUCUCAGAUGUGAGAUUCAGGGAGGUGAAGGAAAGGUGUGGAAAUAUGAAUGGACAGCACCCAACACAAACAGCCCUCCAACAUCCAGUGAAUACAGGAUCAGCAGAGUUUCAGUGUCCCACAGUGGAGACUACAGAUGUCGGGGUAGCAGUGACUAUCUCUUAACAGGAUGGAGUGAUGCCUUCAGACUGACAGUUUCAUCAGCAAGUAAACCCAGAGCCACACUGACAGCACACAGUUCAGUCAUACCAGCAGGGGGCAGUGUGACACUGAGCUGCUCUGUGGAGGGCUCUGCUGGCUGGAAGUUUGACUGGUUCAGACGUGAUUCAGUCUCUUCUAAAGCUCAGCUCAUGAGAGGAAAUGAAGCAAACAGAGUUAUUAGUGUCUCACAAGGAGGUCUGUACCACUGCAGAGGAGGGAGAGGAGAUCCAGUUUACUACACAGAGGACAGCGCUCCAGUUACAAUUCACAAACAAUAUAAACCCCGUCCUGUCCUCACUGUGUCUCCAUCAUGGCUGAGUCCUGGAGCCUCAGUAACUCUGAACUGUGAGGUUGAACAUCCGUCUGCAGGAUGGAGCUUCUACUGGUAUAAAGCUGUUCCUGAUCUAUCAGAGAAAUCCUCCAGUUAUGAGCUGCUACCUGAUGGCAGUGGGACUGCACAGGACUCCUACAUCAUUCAUGGACAGACACACACAGCAGGAUAUGUGUGCAGAGCUGGAAGAGGAGACCCAGAGUAUCACACUGAUCACAGUCAACCAAAGUUUCUCUGGUCUGCAGAUGUUCAUUCAGCAGCGUCUCUCACAGUGAGUCCUGACAGAGUGCAACACUUCACCUCUGACUCUGUCUCACUGACCUGUGAGGAAACUUCACUGAGUGGAGAGUGA
Molecule: messenger RNA, 2094 nt
Organism: Oreochromis aureus
Lineage: Eukaryota; Metazoa; Chordata; Actinopteri; Cichliformes; Cichlidae
Product: Fc receptor-like protein 5
Exons: 10
Coding region: 13-2094 (693 amino acids)
Biological process (GO): cell surface receptor signaling pathway
Molecular function (GO): transmembrane signaling receptor activity
Source: RefSeq, a predicted model, not a curated record